UCUCAUCAAUUUACAUACGCCACAAUGACGACAUUUCCCUCCGCCUUUCCGUACCAGCCUCAACCUCGCAUCUCUCCACCAGCGGUCACGCCCUCACUUUCGAUCAAGCAUUUCAUGCCCCUCACGAACGGCGCGUCUCCCAUCGAUGGACCGAAUCGAUCCGUUUUCUCGGCCGCACCAAAGUUCAUGUAUUCACCCGCAACAAAUAAACUGCUUUCCGAUGUCAUGGCAGAGAGUCGUCUCACCUUCACGCAACGGUCCGGCUUGCAAUCCAUUCUCCGAAAAGGUGACGCCUUACCCACGCGACCUGGUGACAUUUAUCGACAAGAGUUGUGUCGCUACCGACACGCCGAGAGGGCCGCACGGUCACUUCAAGUUCCACUUCUUCCUCCCAACUUUAACAAAAUGGACAGGACGAAAUUGCCACAUAAUGUGCAACUCAUGUGUAAAUUCGGUCCUGGUGGACGUCGGACCCUGGACACGAUCCAAGCCUCGGAACGCACCGCUAAACCCGUUGGAUGCAACCGACGCUACAUUCCAAUCGACAAAGAGAAAGAAAAAGACCGUUUCGCCCAUCGUAUGGCAACCGGAAAAGAUCCACCGUCAGAGCUGAAAGUUUCCUCGUUACGACAGCAAAAUGUGGAUGACGAUGAUUUCGACCAGGUUUCUUCACCCUCGGAGACCAGAUUUCUCGAGCUGGUCUCUGAAAUUAAGGACCGGCUUGAGUUUAUGGAACAGACUGCCGCUCUGGGGCGUGAGAAGGACUAUCAUCCCACAAUUAUUGGUCAGAUUAAAGACUUGGUGGCUCAAAUGAGGACAAUUUCACCGGAAAGAGCUACCCACGUUGUGGAACUGUUUGACCUCAAGGAUCUCCUCGCCAACGGAGGGAGGAAAAAAUAUCGACCGAGUCAGGUUGAAGAAAUUCUCAAGAAUGAAAAUCAGAAUUGACGAUAAGAUAAUAAUCAUUUUAUUUAAACCUAAUUAGUGUUCAGAAAUAAAUUAUUAUGAUG
Folsomia candida is the source of this 1010-nucleotide messenger RNA. Its product is annotated as UPF0193 protein EVG1-like. The coding region runs from base 25 to 948 and encodes 307 amino acids. Lineage: Eukaryota; Metazoa; Arthropoda; Collembola; Entomobryomorpha; Isotomidae. The record is from RefSeq and is a predicted model, not a curated record. The transcript has 3 exons.